Molecule: messenger RNA, 603 nt
Organism: Penicillium verhagenii
Lineage: Eukaryota; Fungi; Ascomycota; Eurotiomycetes; Eurotiales; Aspergillaceae
Product: kinetochore Spc24 family protein
Exons: 3
Coding region: 1-603 (200 amino acids)
Source: RefSeq, a predicted model, not a curated record
AUGUUGCUUGACGAGGAUCCUGGAACGCUCAUCCACCACACUAUCGGCAAUUUCAACAUCCAUCCGGAUAAACAAGCCGUCACGCGCAUUAAUGACUCGCUGUCCACUCUUCAACAAUCACGCGACCUGCGCAUUCGCGAGGCAGAAUCAUCUCUGCGAAAACUUUCCCGCAAUCUACACUCCCUAACUACCCACCAUGAGGAGGCUGUGGCAGUCCAUGACUCGGGUAAACAUGCCGCUGAGAUAGUUGAGCUCGACACCAAGAAGUUCCGGAUCGCAAAGGCUGCAUCGGAGUUGGAAAUUGAAAGCGAGCGUCUUGAAAGCGAAUUAGAAAUGCUCAAGGAUAGAUUGGCGGACCUAGAGGCGCAAGGUUUGGAGGGUGAUGAGGCUACGCGCCGGGAACGUGAAAUGGACGAUGCGACGAUACUGCGACUGAAGAUCUUCCGCUCACUCGGUAUUGAUAUUGAACCUGACGAGGCGGGUAACUUCAACCGUGCUGUCAUUCGCAAUAGUCGCAAGGGCGAUGUGCAUGUCGUCAACAUUGAUCCGAAGUUCUCAAGGUUUUUCUACUCGAAUUACUUCUGGCAGACGGUGCAAGGAUGA